ACCUGGUGGCAUGGGGAAAUCGCGGCUUGCUGCUGGAUUCAUGUCUCUAAGGCAGGCUGCUCAAUCACAGGGCACCUAUCAGACAUAGUAUCAGCUGCUCCUUCUAGCAACAAUCGUAAGCUGCUGUCGAUCAGGGAAACUAAUUAGUGGUUUUAUUAUGUAUGGAAGCUGCAGCCUGUCACUGAAUUCUCACUGUGAACAGCUUCUCAAAUCCACUUGUCUGUGCUUUUCUCUGAGUGCAGUCCACGCAGAUGACAAGACCACCACAAGCUUUUCAGGGAUUUGCCCACCUACAGCACUUUACACAGAGAAAGAGAGAGAGAGAAGGGUGAGGACCACGUCUCUGUCUGUGAGCACUCUCGAGGCAGUACGGCUGGAAGGAAUCCUGGAAAAGUUAAAAAGGAAGGUGCACGGAAAUCGGACAAUUAUAUCAGUCUUGUGAACUAUUUUAUCCCCUCUUCGUAACCAAAUCCUUGCUGGAAAUCCUGGACACGCGGGGCAAGUUAAUCGCCUUCAACCGAUUCUUAGAUAUUAGGACAAGGACGGAAACGAGCAAGGAGAGAGAAAAAUGAAGCAUAUGCAAUGAGCCAAAUGUGUUUUAUGAAUCUUUAAUGUGUUGUGUACAGGAUUAUGUGGGGUCAGUGCCUCUCCUUUUCAUCACAGUUACACAUUCAGCUCUGCCUGUCCUUGGCAAGCACAAUGGAGCCAGUGCAUUACUAAAGACGAGAAAGGGAUCACUUGCUUAGGAUACCUGGCAGGAACUUAACAAAGGACAGUAACUCACACUAUCAUGGACCAGGCAGAGAAGAUGUAGCUGUAAGGAGUGGGAUGCUGAAAGGGAUGAACAGAACAUAUAUGCAGGAGCCAUUGUGACACUACACAGCCUACCUGCAAACCGUCUCUGCUCUGACUGUCAGGAGGAAGAUAAAUGAGCUGCAUUUUGCACCCUUCAGGAUCCUUUGCCGUUGAUUGAAGGGGCCUGUGUCUUUAGGAUUCCUCCCGGAAAGCAAGAAUAUGGAACCAAACUCCACAUCAAUAAACCAUCUCAAUGAGACAGCGACACUGAGCCUGUGGGAAAUCAUUCCCAUUGCCACAGUCAGUGCCGUAGUGAGCCUGGUGACAAUUGUGGGUAAUAUCCUCGUUAUGGUUUCCUUCAAAGUGAACAGUCAACUCAAGACAGUCAACAAUUAUUACUUGCUGAGCCUGGCUUGUGCUGAUCUCAUUAUUGGCAUAUUCUCCAUGAACCUGUAUACAUCUUAUAUCAUAAAUGGUCAUUGGUCCCUGGGUAGCCUUGCCUGUGACCUGUGGCUCGCCCUAGAUUAUGUAGCCAGCAAUGCCUCUGUAAUGAACUUGCUCGUAAUUAGCUUUGACAGAUACUUUUCUAUAACAAGACCCUUAACCUACAGAGCUAAACGCACACCUAAGAGGGCUGGUAUCAUGAUUGGGCUUGCCUGGUUUAUUUCCUUUAUUUUGUGGGCUCCAGUUAUUCUAUGUUGGCAGUACUUUGUGGGAGAACGUACAGUGCCACCAAAUGAAUGUCAGAUCCAGUUUCUCUACGAACCUAUAAUUACUUUUGGGACGGCCAUUGCUGCUUUCUACAUCCCGGUGUCUGUUAUGACCAUUUUAUACUGCCGCAUAUACAAGGAGACAGAGAAGCGUACCAAAGACCUGGCAGAGUUGCAGGGUUCGGAGUCCGUGGCAGACUUCGAAAUGAUGAGGCCUCAGGGUGCCCUGUUAAAGUCCUGCUUCAGCUGCAAGCAGCAGACCCUCACCAAGAGAGAGAGGUGCCAGGCAUCAUGGUCUUCAUCUAGUCGUAGCACCACUGCAACGAUGAAGAUAUCCCAGAGCCCCAACAUCUGCAAUGAGUGGGUCAAAGAGGACCAGUUGACCACAUGCAGCAGCUACCCUUCUUCAGAUGAUGAUGAGAAACAAGUCAAAGAAGCGGUCUUCCAGGGUGUCUACCAGAAUCAAACUGCAACUGAAAAGGAAGAAGAAACCAAGCAAAUCCUUACUAAAGAGCAACCGGUCAUAAAUGAUUAUGAUAAUGAGCGUUUCUUUUUGACCCCAGGUAAAAGCCACUCGCAGAAGAGCCAAAAGUGUCUCUCGUAUAAGUUCAGGAUCGUGGUAAAUGACGACGGCUCCCAGGAGGUCAAUAACGGUUGCAGGAAAGUUAAAAUCACACCAUGCUCCUCAAUGUCCAAGGGUCACUCUUUGCGAAGCAUGGACCCCAACAUCAGUAAUCAGAUCACCAAGCGCAAGAGGAUGGUUUUAAUUAAGGAACGCAAGGCAGCACAGACACUAAGUGCUAUUCUUUUGGCCUUUAUAAUCACCUGGACACCUUACAAUAUCAUGGUUCUGGUAUCAACCUUCUGUUCCAACUGCAUCCCAUCUUCUCUUUGGCAUCUGGGCUACUGGUUGUGCUAUGUUAACAGCACUGUCAAUCCCAUCUGUUAUGCUUUGUGCAACAAAACCUUCCGAAAGACAUUCAAAAUGUUGCUGCUAUGCCGCUGGAGAAAAAAAAGUGUGGAGGAAAAACUGUACUGGUAUGGACAGCACCCUCCUAGCCACAACAAGUUGCCCUAAAUAUGGGGAGAAUAGGAACAGUUCCUUAUGGCAAAGAGAUACACAUAUUAGACAUCUAGACAUGGAGCUAAGCCAAUACAGGGACAAGAAGCUCACUUUUGUAAGCAAACUGACACUGUACAUUCUUUAUCGAUAGAUGCUCAGUAUUGGCUGGCUACUGACCAUUUAGCUGUGUUUGACCAGCACUGUGUGUAUGUGUUGGAUGGUGCAAAUUAAACCACCCUGAAUUAGACUACAGCCUAAAACAUCUGGCUUUCCUCUUUAGCAGAAGAGGAUCCUUGGUGCCAUGUUACAGUGUCCUAGUUUUGAUGCAGAGACUUGCUGGAUGGAGACAACUCCAGGUGACCUCCAAACAGCAAAAAAAAUAUAUAUAUAAUUAAAUAUUCACCACAACUUAAACAGACCAUCUCUAACUGCAAAGCUCCAGUCUUUUGACAGUUAGGGAGCCUAUAAAAAAUAUUUUAUUUUACUGUGGACAGUUGGGUUCAGUCCUCGUGAGUGCUACACACAAUAUGCUGCUUUUGUUAUGGUCACUUCUUAAUAUUUGAUGUCGUGUA
Molecule: messenger RNA, 3140 nt
Organism: Pelobates fuscus (common spadefoot toad)
Lineage: Eukaryota; Metazoa; Chordata; Amphibia; Anura; Pelobatidae
Gene: CHRM5
Product: cholinergic receptor muscarinic 5
Exons: 2
Coding region: 1015-2583 (522 amino acids)
Biological process (GO): chemical synaptic transmission; adenylate cyclase-inhibiting G protein-coupled acetylcholine receptor signaling pathway; G protein-coupled receptor signaling pathway, coupled to cyclic nucleotide second messenger
Cellular component (GO): synapse; plasma membrane; dendrite
Molecular function (GO): G protein-coupled acetylcholine receptor activity; G protein-coupled serotonin receptor activity
Source: RefSeq, a predicted model, not a curated record